Messenger RNA from Octopus bimaculoides (California two-spot octopus), 7482 nucleotides. RefSeq lists its product as uncharacterized. Gene Ontology annotation, biological process: regulation of transcription by RNA polymerase II. Lineage: Eukaryota; Metazoa; Mollusca; Cephalopoda; Octopoda; Octopodidae. Gene Ontology annotation, molecular function: DNA-binding transcription factor activity, RNA polymerase II-specific; RNA polymerase II transcription regulatory region sequence-specific DNA binding. The record is from RefSeq and is a predicted model, not a curated record.
CGCACACACGCACACACACACUUCUUUCUUUCUCUCUCUCUCUCUCUCUCUCUUUCUCUCCGUUUCGCCCUUUAUCUCUCCCUCUUUAUCUAUCCAUCGUCACGCUCAUUCAGACAACACAAGCACUCGCCGAGCCUCCCCUUUUCACACGAUUUACUCACCCCCUCCCUCACUAACAAUCUCUCUCUCUCUCUCUCCUUCUAUCUCAGAUACACUCCCUCACUAUUUCUCCCUCCCCCUCUCUCCCUUUCUCUCUCUCUUUCUCUCUCUCUCUCUCUCUCUACACUACAGCUAUCAAACAGCCAACAUUUCUUCUUACGGUUUGGAAUCCGGAACCAGGCUGGUCUUUCCUUACCAGUUUCUCCUCCACACAUCAAUAUAUUUAUUUAUUAUAUACGACAAUGUUUUGUUUCCACUGUCCACCGACAAUACAUCCAGUUACCCGACUCGGGAUGGAUUUCAACUGUACGCCAAACCAUCCUUACGGUACCUUCGGGUUACAUGGAGAGAUCCACGAUGACACAUUCACAAGGAGGAAGCAGAGACGGAAUCGAACCACGUUUACACUGCAGCAGCUGGAAGAAUUAGAGAAAGCAUUCGCACAAACACAUUAUCCAGAUGUCUUCACCCGAGAAGACUUGGCCAUGAGAAUUAACUUAACAGAAGCUAGAGUACAGGUAUGGUUUCAGAACCGUCGAGCAAAAUGGCGUAAAAGUGAACGGUUUGCUCAACAACAACAACAUCCUAACCAAACAACACAAGCACAUUUACAACAGCAACAAGAAGACCAAAAGUCACUGAGGAAUGUUGAGCAUCUUAGUCCAGAUGGUCAAGUUUUGAUCGCCAAGGACAAGGAUUCCCUAGUCGAUGUUGCCAUGGCGGACCUACACAGCGAUGACGAAACGGAAACACGACAACUGGAGCGCCAACGCCAUCUUUCUCCUAGCAACCAACAUCAACCGCACCAAUCAGAUUGCAUUACGCUGAAAGAGGAAAUGAACGACUCCCUGUUGACUGUAGAUAUAGAUGGCGUUGCUGCUCACCCUCUUAGUAUGAACGAUUCGGAAAAAGUGUCGGCAGCCUCGUUUUCGUCGGUUAUGGUGCAUGAUGGCGAUGACGACGACGAUGAUUCUUCCUACGAAAGCGAGGCUCUCAUUCUUCAACACAACAACAACGGGGGCAACAGCAGCAGCAGUACUAGCAGCACCAGCAGCAACGGCAAAACCCACAACAGCACCAGCAGCAACAACAGCAAAUCCCACAACACCAACACCACCAACAACAGUAGCAACGCUAAAGAACUGAGUGUGGCUUUAAAGAAUUCCGUUGCGAUUCGGCGCCAAAAUUCGCCUUUGAAUGUUGAUGCGGUCAUUGAGGAAGUGACAGCUGCGCAUGUCAUGUCUGGCUAUAGCGGUGCCGCACUAACGGCCAGUGCCAUUGCCGAAAAAUAUAUUCAGGAAUACCACGAAUGCAAGAAAUUUUCUACAACCGGAGUCAGCAACAAUAACAACAAUAGUACUGAAAACAACAAUAGUAGUAGUAAUACUAAUAAUAAUACUAAUAAUAAUAAUAUAAACAAUAACACUUCUAACAGUAGCAACAACAACAGCAACAACAGUACUCAUAACAACAAUACUAAUAAUAAUACUACUAAUAAUACUACUACUAAUAAUAACAACAACAGCACAAGUAAUAGCAACAACUAUAACACUUUUAAUUUGUCAUCUUCGUCUUCGUCAUCCUCUUCCUCUUCUCUAUCAUCGUCUUCUUCUUCAUCCUCUUCCUCUUCGUCGUCCGCAGCCUCACACCUUCUGACAUCUUCAGAGAAAAGUGGGCUUCCGUCAGCAAUAACCGUCAACACAACUAACUCCGCUGCUCUGACUGUUCCCAAUACCAAUACCAACACCAACACCAACACCAACACAUUAGAUUCGGACCGUUCUCCAAGUCAGUCACCAGCACACGAUUCGGAAUUGGUGAAAACAGAAGCCAGCCGUCUUGCAGUCGGUAAAAUUGGUGCCGGAACUUUGGUCGGGAGUGUACGACCUGCAGCAGAAAUGACCGUACGUGCUAACACAACUCAAGCUUCUACUUAUCAACAGUUAUUCGGAGACAAAUCUUUAGCUACCACAGCCGGAACUGGAUCCACAGGUUUUCCACCCAUGAUACAAUCAAUGUUCACAGAUCUUGGUGCCGUGGGACAGACGUCGAGACCAUUCUUCUCGUUUUUAGAUGGGAAUGUCUACAAAUCCUGCUUCGAGAACUUCAUGGCUCCACGACAGUUUUUCCAUCAGUUGCCCUCACAUCCUGCUCUCAAAGGUUGUCUACCGCUGUGUGCUUGCUGUACACCGAGAAACUCAGCAGGCCCUAGUGUGUUUGCUGCGCAUGAACAGAGAACUACGAGUGUAGCCGAGCUUCGUCGGCGUGCUAGAGAACAUUCGGAAGCUCUUGCUGCCAGUGCCCUUCCAGAUAGGGGUACAUUAAGUUCACAAGUUACUUUGUAACACAAGUUUAACUUACACACAUCACAUGCAUACUUGAGUGGUAUACAUAUAUAGUGACUGGUGUAUUUAAACACACGUAUAUUACAUUAAAUUGAAGCGAUUCUUUACAAAUGGCCAUGUUUCGCUCAAUACAACUUCUUCAAACGAUACAUAAACACAAAUACAUACACACAGAGAGAUAUACAUUCAUGUAUGUUUAUGAACAUAUAUAUAUAUAUAUACGUGUGUAUACAUAUACGCAUCUAUAUGUAUAUAUGCACAUAUGUAUUCUCCUAUGAAUAUACAAUAUAUACAUACGUAUAUGCAAGUAUCCAUACAUGCGUAACAGCGGUACUGUUAUAUCUUCAUUAUUCAUUUCGUGCAUAAUAAUAAAAACCAAAACGAAACAGUAUAACUCGCAACUUCAAGAUAGAGUAAUAGAGUUGUCAUCCUUCUUCGGUUCUGAUCAGAAUUGAACAGAAUAAUAGUUUAUAAGUAUUGCAAACAUUAAUAGCAUUCCCACGAAGCUGCAUUUCAGUCAAAUAUCAAAAUCGUUUCCAUUAUACGUGGAUGUUCUGUUUGUUAAAUUAUAUUUUGUCUUUUAUGAAAGGUAAAUUGACUGUUUGGCAGUAAACUAUACCUCUAUCUGUCUGUUUAUCUAUCUCUAUUAACACAUUAUAUAUGUGUGUGUGUGUGUGUUUAUCCAUUUAUGUGAAUAUAUGAGUGUGCGUGUUUGCGUGUGAUCUGGUUUGUUAUGAUAAGUACUUUCUCCGGACACAGACUGUGUUUUCUGCCCCUCCCCCCAAAAGACAGAGGCAAACUUACUGGUCUGGUGCCGUCAUCAACGUAAAUUUCUUACUUCUUACAUACACUGGGCAGUAUUUUGGUAUCUGAAAGUAACGAGACUAAAAUAAUUAUAAGGAUCGAUAUAGUAAGACAUCCUUGAAAGCUGUUCUCCAGCAUGGCCGCAGUUCCAGGAUUAAAGCCAGGAAUUACUGACACACUCACCAUGUGUGUGUACGAGAGAGAGAGAGAGAAGGUGUAUUCAUGUGUGUGUAAAUAAAUGGAUUUUGGUCAGAAAUACCAGCAAAGACUAUUCAAUUUCUGAAGAACUGAAUUAUUGGACUCAUUGAAUCAGAAUGUGUGUGAUUGAGUAUUCCGAAGAUACAUCGACCCUUAACGUAAUUUGCCGAUGGAAUCAGCGCGACAAAAUUGGAUCUUUCAGUUACAGGUAGAAUCCACUCGGUGACCAUUCAUUUUUUGCAGUUAACUAACGUCACGCAUGAGGAUCAUUGUAUGUAUGUAUAUGUGCGAUAAUUUAUGUGGGUUGCUUGCUAAUUAUCCUGCAAAACUUAAGAUAUAUUAUUCUCUAAAAUUGCAAAGAAUGGCUCAGUGCUUCCUGUUUGUUGGCGAGCUAUUUUCAUAAGGAAAUGUUUUGGAUUUAUUUCCGUCAUCAGAAUAUGAAUUAUUUGUACAGUUAUUUGCUGUGUGGUUGAUGUGCAUUGAAUGAAUGUGUCUGGAUGUUAUAUAUAUAUAUAUAUACAUGUAUGUGUGUAUAUCUAUCUAUAUAUAUACAUAUGUGCUUAUGUAUGUGUAUGUGUGGCGCCUCUUCAACGUUUAACCAUAGAAAAAUCUGCCUCAAUAAACAGUGUCUGACCCAUGCUAGCAUGGAAAAGUGGAUGCGAAGAUGAUGAUGAAGACUACAACGACGACGAUGAUGAAAUCACUACGAAUCUUUAGAAAGCACAUUCACGCCCAACACGCGCGCGCGCGCACCUAAACGUUAUCAUGCAGUGAUAUAAAGUAUUUGAUAAUACACAUACACCUACAUAUUCAUAGAGACACAAAUGCAACAUGGCUCUCCAUGGAUUCAAACUUACAACGCUGAUCUACUACCAUAAAAGUAAAAGGAAAAUGCAACGUUCAAUGUACAUAUAGACAAGACAGAUUGGAUGAAAUCUGGAGCCCCACGACCAAAGGAAAUUCCAUGUAAGGUGCACAGGAACGUCGACAAUGCCGGAGACAUUUUGGAAAACGCUUCGUGAUAUUUCGUCUGCCGCUACGUUCUGAGUUCACAUUCCGCUGAGGUCGACUUUGCCUUUCAGCCUUUCGGGGUCGAAAAUUUAAAUACCAGUGAAACACUGGGGUCGAUGUUACCGACUAAUCCCCCCCUCCUCUCCAAUUUCAAGGGCCUUGUGGUCUUAGUAGAAAAGAUUAAGUCGGCGAGCUGGCAGAAUCUUUAGCGUGCCAGACAAACACGUUUAGCGGCAUUUCAUCUGACUUUAAGUUCUGAGUUCAAAUUCCACAGAGAGCAACUUUGCAUUUCAUCCUUUCGAGGUCGAUAAAUUAAGUGCCAGUUAAGCACAGGGAUCGAUUAGCACCCCCCCACAAAAUGUCAGGCCUUGUACUUAUAGUAGAAAGAAAUAACAUUGAAAAUAAUUUUAUAUAUUUACCUAUUAUUUCUAGAAAACAAUUCCAGUUUUUAAGUCUUGGAGAAGGAACUCUACUUAUUUAAUUACAAUACCAACUUAAUCCCGUUGCUUGUCUCUACACCUCUCCUUUUAGUCCAUUACCUUUUAAACUCCUAGAAUAUAAAGUUUUAAAAUUAUCCUUAGGUUUCCAAAAUUGAUUUCUUAAGAGGUUAUAAAAACAGAUAUAUUAAAAAAAAAAAGCCCCAAUAAAAACAGUUCGAAAAAGAAAGUAGUUCAGAAAUAAUGCACAAUAUAACAAAAUAGCUUAUAAUGCCUUGCGUGUGUGUGUGUGUGUAUAUAUGUGUGUGCAUGCGUGCGUUUCUAUCUGUUUCGUAUAUCUGUUAUUCUAUGUAUAUAUAUAUAUAUAUACGUAUGUAUAUAUCUUCAGGUGCGUGCGUGCGUAUUAUUUAAUAUGUAAUAUAUAAUCAUACGUAGAGGCAUAAACAUACACGCAUAUACACACAAACGCAUACAUAUAGACACAAAAAUGUACAUAUAUAUAUAUAUAUAUAUAUGUGUAUAUAUAUAUACACAUGUAUGUAUAUCACUUUUUAUACCCACACAGGAUAACUCAGAAUGAAGGACAGACAUAUAUCAACAUAUACAACCUUGUAUAUAUAUGACAUAUAUAUAUAUGUGUGUGUACGUGUAUGUGCCUAUAAACUUUACCGACACACCAAUAUACAGACUCGGAGUAUACAAAAACAAUACGAAAAUAAAGAUUAAACACAACACCAUCACAUCGUCACGUGAUAGAUUGUCCACAAAGAAUACGUAAAUAAUAUGGCGAUCUCAUAAAUGAAAUCAUAUAUACGAGUGAGCGUGUGUAUACGUAUAUACACACGUGUAUACGUAUAUACACACUCGUGGAGAUAAUGCGCAUAUGCACGUGUAUAUACAUAUAUAUAUAUAUGAGUGUGUGUGUGUGUGCUUGCGUGUAUCUAUACACAUACGUAUAUAUAUAUAUAUAUUUGACGGAGCAAGUAAGCGUUGUCUUAAAAAAUUGAAGACACGAAAAUAAUGCGACUAGACGAAAUGAAAAACGAAAGAGCUGUUUCAAGAAAAAAUAAAAAAUAACCGGACCCAUUAUUUUAUUGGUUGAACUUAGAAAAAAAAGUUCCAUUACCAAAUUAUCAUGACCAAAUAAUUAGUUUUGUUAAAUAUUGGGAAAUAUAUAUAUAUACGUAUAAUAUAUCUAUAUAUGUACAUACAUAUCUAUAUACACGUGUGUGUAUAUAUAUAUAAAUAUAUAUACAUACAUACACACACACAUAUGAGAAAUGUUUCUUUUUUAUCCCUCAGAAAAAUAAAUGUUGGAUUGAUUGAGGAAAUAUGUUGAGUAUUGAAGUAAUAAGUAAAAUACAAAAAGAAAAUGGUAAAAAAAAAAAACAAUUCCAGAAGCUGUAAAGCACCGGACUACGUGUCUUACAUCUAUGUAGUUCAGUUUCGAACUCUGCUUCUCACCUUCUGAUUCCGAAGUAAAUAAAUAAAUAAACUGGAAUGCCACCGGCAGCGUUGAUGGUAGAAGUGGUGGUGGCGGUGGUGAUAGUUGGAGGUCGUCGAAGGUGAUUGUGUGGUGAUGGCGUUGUUAUCUUUGCCUUUUAUUCAAUGAUAUAUAAAUACCAGUAAUACACUGGUUGGCAAGACGUACAAUCAAUCGUUGAAUCGAUAUUAAACUCUAUUGGCCUUGAAUCUAAGUUUAAAAACAAAACAAAAAAAAAGAAAAAAACAAAAAUACAUUAACAUGAAAACAAAAGAAAAAAUACAAAAAAAAAAAGGAAAAUAUAAAUAAAAAGAAUAUUGAUGUUGGUAAGAGCGGUGUCUGAGUUGAUUCAAAUGGCUUAGUGUUUGACUGAAUUCAUUUUACAGUAUUUAAUUCCGUAGCCCUACGUUCUGAGUUCAAAUCUCCCCCUGGGUGGGUGGGGGUGUUUCAACAUUGCCUUUCAAACCAUGGGGUGGUAUUCGAUAAAGAUUAUAAAUACCUGUAAUAUAUACUGGGUAUUCGAUUCAGUUUAUCGGCUUUUCACCUUUUCUUUUGAACAAUCGGCCUUGUGUGUCUAUUGGAAUUGAGAUAAGAAAAGCAAAAAAAAAAUAAAAAAAAUAAAAAAAUAAAAUAAAAUAAAAUGAAAAAUCGAAAAUUUAUAAUACUAAAAAAGACAAUUAAAUAAAAAUAAUAUAUAUAUAUAAUACAUUAAUUAUAUAACGCUAAAACUUAAUGAUUAUAAACUCUAAUUUAAUGAAAAAAAAAAUCCCUUCCACUCUAUCCCCCACCCCUACUGUAUCCAUAUAUGGUCUUUAAAAAAAUAAAAACAACAAAAAACUUAGAUUUGUCCUGUUGUUGUGAUGAUGAUGAUGCUGAUGCGUGUCACCUUUUAAAACAACAUGUCCUGAUUGACAUGGUUUAGAUGUACACGAUUCUAAACGAAUGCUCAAUAGAGACAUUGCAACAUUGGUUUAGAAUCGAAUUGAAUGUAAAGACGGAGAGCAUUAAUAAAUAUUUAAAAAAAAACAACAAAAAACGUUUUCAA